AUGUCCACCGCUGCCAACGUGGACCUCGUCGAGGCCGCUCGUGGCGACGUUCCUGCUAUCGAGAAAGGCGUCGGCGUGGCUCCUGAGAAACCCGUCGCUUACAAGGGCGACCUGAGCGAGGCUCGUGCCUCGGCCAACUCCCUCACCGGCCCCAACGGCGAGGAGUAUCCUACCGAUGAGGAGAUUUCCACCCUGCGACGCGUUCACGGGAAGGUCGACUGGCUCAUCUAUUCCAUCGGUAUUGUCGAGAGUGUUGAGCGAUUUGCCUACUACGGUACCACCGCAGUCUUCGUCAACUACCUCUCCUACCCUCUGCCACCCGGUUCAACCACCGGCGCCAGCGGCACCCAUGGCCAGGCUGGCGCCCUGGGCCUCGGCCAACAGACGUCGACCGGCCUCACUCUCUUCAACAGCUUCUGGUCCUACCUGAUGCCCUUGCUCGGUGGCUACUUGGCCGACACCUACUGGGGCCGAUUCCUGACCAUUCAGUACGCCAUCUGGAUUGCCACCCUCGGCCACGUCCUCCUCAUCGUGGCCGCCAUCCCCAGCGUCAUCUCCAACACCUCGGGCGCCCUGGCCUCCUUCAUCAUCGGCCUCAUCUUCUUCGGCACCGGUGUCGGCUGGUUCAAGGCCAACAUCGCGCCCCUCAUCGCCGAGCAGUACGAGAUGGUCCACCCCCGCAUGACCGUCAAGACCCUCCCCACCGGCGAGCGCGUCAUCGUGGACCCCAUCCUGACCAUCUCCCGCGUCUACAUGCGCUACUACUUCCUCAUCAACGUCGGCGCCCUCGUCGGCCAGGUCUCCAUGGUCUACGCCGAGAAGUACGUCGGCUUCUGGCUGAGCUACCUCAUCCCCACCCUCCUCUUCCUCCUCUGCCCGGCCAUCAUGCUGGCCCUGCGCAGCCGCUACGCCAAGCGGGCCCCGACCGGAUCCGUCCUCGGCAAGUCUUUUGCCCUCAUCGGCUACGGCAUCCGGCUCAACGGCCUCGGCAACAUCAAGAAGGACAGCUUCUGGCAGAGCAUCCGCCCCAGCGAGGUCACGGCGUCGGGCGAGCAGAAGCCCGCCUGGAUGACCUUCGACGAUGCCUGGGUCGACGAGGUGCGCCGCGGCCUCAUGGCCUGCACCGUCUUCUUCUGGUUCCCCAUCUUCUGGCUCGCCUACGGCCAGAUGACCAACAACCUCAUCAACCAGGCCGCCGCCAUGCGCCUCGACGGCGUGCCCAACGACAUCAUCACCAACCUCAACCCCUUCGCUCUCCUCAUCUUCAUCCCCAUCUGCGACAAGUUCCUCUACCCGGCCGUCGCCCGCACCGGCUUCCGCCUCACCCCGAUCAAGAAGAUCACCAUCGGUUUCGCCUGCGCCACCCUCUCCAUGGUCGUCGCCGCCGUCAUCCAGCACUUCAUCUACCAGCGCUCUCCCUGCGGCUACAACGCCAGCGACAUUGAGUGCAUUCGCGAGAACGGGCCCCCGCAGAUGUCCGUCUGGAUCCAGACGCCCUGUUACGUCCUCAUCGCGCUGUCGGAGAUUUUCGCCUCCAUCACCGGUCUCGAGUACGCUUUCACCAAGGCGCCCAAGAACAUGCGCGGCCUCGUCACCGGUGUCUACUACUUCGUUCUCGCCUUCUCGAGCGCCCUCGCCAACGCUUUUGUCGGCCUGGCUCGUGAUCCUUUGCUCAUCUGGCUGUACACGUGCGUCGCUUGCAUCAGUGGCGUUGCUGGCGUCACUUUUUGGUUCUGCUUCCGCGGCGUCGAUAAGCAGGAGGACGAGCUGAAUCUGCUUCCUGAGAGUACCUACCAGGGCCGUGGGGAGAAUGAGUUUGAGGAAAAGACGGUGGUCUGA
This is a messenger RNA of Sodiomyces alkalinus F11, 1839 nucleotides long. RefSeq names its product POT family protein. The transcript has 2 exons. Bases 1 to 1839 code for a protein of 612 amino acids. Gene Ontology annotation, cellular component: membrane. The record is from RefSeq and is a predicted model, not a curated record. NCBI's taxonomy places the organism in Eukaryota, Fungi, Ascomycota, Sordariomycetes, Glomerellales, Plectosphaerellaceae. Gene Ontology annotation, biological process: transmembrane transport; oligopeptide transport. Gene Ontology annotation, molecular function: dipeptide transmembrane transporter activity.